CGAGCAAGCAAUUCAAUGCAGAGCAUCGUUUGGAAAAGUAGCAAUUUAAAAUAUGAAACUAUACUUGUAUGCACAGUUAAUGGCUCUAUUUAUGAGUUUGUUAAAGGCAGAUAAGAAAAUCCAUUGUCGCUACAGUGCCCAGGCGUAUUAUCGCAAAUUUCCGUAUAAAUUUGAACCGGAGAAUAUUGAUCCCAACUUAUGCUCAUAUUUGGGUUUUGGCACCUUUGGCAUAGAGGAUACUGGGGCAAUUAAGAUAGACCAUUAUUUUAUGGACCAGCAAUUGGGUUUGAUAAAAAACACUAUAGCCUUGAAACAGAAAAAUCCAGCCUUGAAAGUUUUAGCUGUUGUAAGAGGCAGUUUCGAUGAGUUUGACAUUCAAAAACGUCAGAACUUUAUCGAUACAUCGGUACAUUUUAUGGAGCAAAAUGGUUUUGAUGGUCUAGACUUGAAUUUCUUAUACCCCAGAGAAGUGAACUUGGGUGAUCAUCGAAAUGUCUAUGAAACGUUGUUGCAGGAAUUGCAUGUGGCAUUAAGUGUCCGUAAUUUAGAGUUUGGUAUAACCGUGAGUGGUCUUGUGGAAUAUCCUCGAGCAUUUGUCCCCCAUAUUUCCGCAUAUGUUAUUUUCAUUAACAUUAUGGCAUAUGGAUAUGGCAGCGAGUCAGUAUUAGACUAUGAUGCUCCUUUGCAAUCAUCGAAUGGUAUGGUCGGUGGUGCCGAUGGUAUAUUUGAUGUUGAAUCUUGCAUCAGCUAUUGGUUGAAGCUUGGUGCUCCAGCCUACAAAUUGAACUUGGGUUUAAGUAUUCGCGGUAUGGCCUACCUAACGUAUGUCACACCCAAAGAGCUUCGAAAACCAGGUAAACUUGUCAAGGUAUUGCUGUACAAUGAAAUCUGUGCAAUUAGAAAGAAUUUCGAAGAGGCAUUCGACAGUGUUCAAGGUGUACCAUACAUGAGAAAUGUAACACAUUGGAUUUCGUAUGAGAAUGCCCAAAGCCUGGAUUUGAAGCUGAAUUUAGUCACUCAGUACGAUUUAAAUGGCAUUAUGAUAAGAGACAUAGGCGAUGAUGAUUUCCAUGGCGUUUGUGGUGAACGUUAUCAUCUGUUGCAAUUCGCCAGGCGAAAAAUUCUAGGCAAAUACGAGACCAUCAAUGGAAUAUCCUGUCCUAAGGGAAAAACAUUUGAAAAUCGCUGUUACAGAGAAUUUUAGAAA
Messenger RNA from Stomoxys calcitrans (stable fly), 1207 nucleotides. RefSeq names its product acidic mammalian chitinase. NCBI's taxonomy places the organism in Eukaryota, Metazoa, Arthropoda, Insecta, Diptera, Muscidae. The transcript is spliced from 5 exons. Gene Ontology annotation, biological process: carbohydrate metabolic process; chitin catabolic process. Gene Ontology annotation, cellular component: extracellular region. The coding region runs from base 53 to 1204 and encodes 383 amino acids. Gene Ontology annotation, molecular function: chitin binding; chitinase activity. The record is from RefSeq and is a predicted model, not a curated record.